Messenger RNA from Candidula unifasciata, 1303 nucleotides. The record is from the annotation of a GenBank genome assembly. Lineage: Eukaryota; Metazoa; Mollusca; Gastropoda; Stylommatophora; Geomitridae.
GACUCUUACAAUAGCAUCAACAGAAAAAGACAAACGAAAUUCUCAAAUUGAAGCUGCAAUAGAGAUAAUAAUGAAUGUGAAGAAAGCUAAUGAACAAAGACUACUAUCCAGAUCAAACAGAGAACAGCAGCUAGCUUCGGAUUUGACAGCAUCUUGUGGAUUAGUGCUAAAUCCUGAGACAAUUUCAUUAGGCAUUGACAGUGUAGAGAACGCUGAUGACUUCAUCAAUGUUGGACGAGUCCUUGGCAAAGGCAACUGCUCGGGAGAAGUCAUUGUAGUGAAAGAUAAAGUGACAGAAAAAGAAGUAGCAGUCAAAAACUGUAAAUAUCUGUUCAUUAUUCUGGUUUCUCACUUUAAUGAUGAUGAAAUAAAAGCUUGGAUCAGACUCGGAGAUGAAGAUAUGGCCCCAGAGUUGUAUCACUUCAGACUGGUUGAUGGGAAGGUUGAGGUUUCCAUGGAACCGCUGACAGGCCACACAAUGGAACAAGUAACUGAGCUCUGGGUGCAGAUGUAUCAACAGGACAGCAGCAUUGCUGAAAAGCUGUCGCUAUGUGUCUUAGAUGAUCUUUUAGGAAUCCAUGAUAAACUGAAGCCUUUCAGCCAUGGAGACAUACAUGCUGGAAAUGUCUUUUUGGAAAAUUCCAUGACUGUUAAGCUGAUUGACUUUGGGGAAGCCAGAAAUUUGAUCCGGCUCUCAUCUCUUGACAGAGGUAUGGCCUUGAGGAAUGACCUUGUGGGCAUCAUACGUAUCUUCUGUGCUCUGUAUUCUGGUGUUGAUUUUAAUGAUAUCUGGGAUGCUAAGAAACAGUUAGCAGAAAAUGAUCUGUCUCAGCUGAAUGCGAACAUACAACAUAUUUCAGAAGCUUCCCGUAAGGAUCUGUUUAAAAUUAUGAGUAUGUUGUAUGACACCGUACGUGAUUCUAACUCUAAUCAGGAAGGUUUUGGAGACACUUCACGUGUAGCAACACAUAUCAAGACUCUCUUGCCUAAAGAUAUUGAGAACUUUAAGAAGAAAGUUGCGGUCAUACUUUUUCCAGAGAAUGCUGCAUUUGUUAAAAGUCAAAAUCAUAUUACCCCCCUUGGGCCCCUGGUGCAAAACCCCCUGGGACUCAAAGAGUUAAUCAUUAUUAUAUAUAUUUAUAUUUGUAGUCAUCAUCUUUUUUUUUUACAUGAGAUUUUACAAAUUGUGUGUUCAUUCACAUGUGUAUUCGUUCAUAUCUGGUGGGCACCCUUGCAGAUAAGAGUAUUACAUUGUUCUUUAGGUCUUAGAUUGUAUUAUUUAUUCUUCUCAUUAUUUGUUUAG